AAGGGGCGGGGCCAAGGCGGCGGCACUUCCGGGAGCGGCGCUGGGCGACCAUGAGCUGGAUACCGUUCAAGAUCGGGCAGCCCAAGAAACAGCUUGUACCCAAGACUGUGGAGAGAGACUUUGAGAGGGAAUAUGGAAAGCUCCAGCAAUUGGAAGAUCAGACCAAAAAACUUCAGAAGGAUAUGAAGAAAAGCACAGAUGCAGACUUGGUGGUCCUGUCAUGGGGAUUUAAUUUUCCCUUUGAAGCCCGACUGUGGAUAGGAAGCGAGACGUGUCUGAUGGAAAACAAGCAAAAGUGCUCAGCGAGACGGGAACUGGAGCAUCUCAGAGUGUGUCCUGGUGUUCCUGGUGACAGUUUCGGGGUCUGCAAAGGCUUCAGCCUUUGUUUCUCCCCCUGAAUUGUGGGGUCUCUCUCCAUGGACAGAAGGUUUAGGUUCAUUGGGGGAAGGUGCUUGUCCAGCUUGUGUCUGUGCUGCUUGUGAAGUGCCUGUUUUGAGGGUAAAAGAGAAACCUCGUCUUCCAGUCCUGUCAGUCUGGUCCUUUCCAGCGCUAAACCCACUUCAAAUCUAUAUUUCUAUAAAGCCAUUUGAAAGGCUUAAUGGACUGUGAUUUUUCUCAUUGUGGAAGAGCUGUAGUGAGACUGAGAGUGACACUUAAUAGUCUGUCGAGAAAAGGCAUAUGAAAAAAGACCCCAUCUACAUGUUUUUUAAGAGAACGGCGCUUUUGUUAGUCUGGGAAUAUUUCUGGCAACAUCACAAGGCGCACACCAGAGUGGUUCAGACUUAGAUAAAUCCCAGUUCUCUGGGUGUUUAUUUGAAUGAAUUGGUGGCACUUCCUUCCAUGUCUCUCAACCACAAGUGAAUAUUGUCCUGAAAAGUUGUGCUAUAAACCCCCUUUUGGUGGCCGAAAUCCCUGAUUUUUGCCCACAGUUGCCUUGGCGAUGGGAGUUUGUGUGUCUGUCCCACAGGCAUCAUCCUCUUUCCCUUUCCCUUUCCCUUUCCCUUUCCCUUUCCCUUUCCCUCUCUCUCUCUCUCCCUUUCCCUUUCCCUUCCCUUUCUUUCCAUCCUCCUACAGCCAUGUCCAAGUCGGCCGUUAAGAUCUCCUCGGACCUGCUGUCCAACCCGCUGUGCGAGCAGGAGCCCGGCUUUCUGGAGAUGGUCACGGCCUUCGACACGGCCAUGAAGAGGAUGGACUCCUUCAACCAGGAGAAGGUGAAUCAGAUCCAAAAGACAGUCAUAGAGCCUUUGAAAAAGUUCAGCAGCGUGUUCCCCAGCCUGAACGUGGCCGUGAAGCGACGGGAGCAGACGCUGCAGGAUUACAGGCGCCUGCAGGCCCGCCUGGAGAAAUACGAGGACAAGGAGCGAACCGGCCCCGUCCUGGCCAAGCUGCACCAGGCCCGUGAAGAGCUGAGGCCGGUGAAGGAGGACUUCGAAGCCAAAAACAAGCAGCUCCUGGAGGAAAUGCCCAAAUUUUACAGCAGCCGCAUCGAUUACUUCAAGCCCAGCUUUGAGUCGCUGGUGCGGGCGCAGGUUGUCUACUACACCGAGAUGCACAAGAUUUUCGGGGACCUAACAGCACAGAUCGACCGGCCCGGCUUGAGCGACGAGCAGCGCGAGCGGGAGAACGACGCCAAGCUGAGCGAGCUGCGCGCUCUGUCCAUCGUGGCCGACGACUGAGCAUCGCAGGGGAUGCUGGUGAUGGGGAAGGGGCUAGGGAGCCCCCCCAUCCCACCUCCUCCAUCCAGGGGGCUUUACCCUUGUGGUAUGGCCUGGGGGGCACAGCACGGCUCCCCCCUCCAGCCAGCUUUUGCAAAAGACAUCUGGAUUGUCUCUGCCCACUCUAAGACCAGGUUUUGCCUUAAGUAGGUGUUGGCAGCAGAGCUGAAGAUGGGGAGCGGGCUGGGUGCUGCCAGUCCCUUUCUGGCAAGACACGGCCACUCCUGCUGCUGGGACAUUUAUUUUGUGCCUUAGGACCCCACUACUCCCUGAAAGGGGAGAGUAAAAGUGUUUAAAUUCAAUUUUCUGAGGCAUCGGGAGAGGGUGAUGAAAGGGCCCAACUUCCCAUGCUGAGUAUCAAGUGAUGCUGUGCUCCAAAUCCACCCCAUUUUAAGCAGGAAUUCCUGUUUUAAGCAGGAAUGGUGUGAAGUGCCUCUUGCCCCACAGCUGGGGAGGCACAGGGGGGUGCACAUCUGCACAGCAGUGGGUGCUCAAGGGGGACGAUGGGACCCCAGGGCAGAGGAAGAGAGAGGAUGCAAAAGGGAAAUAUAACCCAGGUGGGAACAAAGCCAGGGAAAAUUAGGGGGCCUGGGGGGGCUCCACAGCCUGAGUCAAUUGUAGCCACUUUUUAGGGGGCACGAAGGCUCCAAUAAAGACUUUUUGGCAGCCGGGGUGCCGGUGCCCUCUGCUGCCACCUGCCUGUCACUGCGGGGGGACACGGGGAACGGCCCCCCAGGUCUGCCACAUCCCCAACCACAGCAGGACACUGGUGCUUUGGGGGUGUCAUUUUAAGCGCGAUAUUAAGGGCCUGGAAAAGGGGAAAGAGGGACUGAGCAGCCCCCAAAGAGACGCAGGAAGGAAACGGGUUCAAAAGCACAAAAAAUACAGCUUUACGGUGAAAUACAGUGAAUGGUGAACACAGCAAAGGAACACGCUACGGCCACAGCAGCAUCCAGAGAUUCCCCCCGAGCAGCACAACGAGUACCAGCCAUCAGUUUGGGUCCCUCCAUCCUAAAAAAGCUGGUUUGGCCCCCAAUUUGUGCAUCCAGCUUGUAGCAUGGAGGAGGCCAUUGUCCUGUCUCCAACACACAACUUCCUACCCAAGGGGUUUCCGUUAAACGCUAAAAAAAGGGUCAGAGCAAACCAUGAGCAUCCCUACAGCUGCCCUGGCUGCAUAGGGAAGGGACGGGGACAGAAAAGGCUCUUGGGGACCCUGCCACCAUCCCCAGCGUGUGACACCCAGGCGAGUGGGGUUGUCACCCUCUGCUGGUGGAGAGCAGCUGGAUGCUGGUUCCUUCGUCUAGAAGAGAAGAGAAGAGGGGGUGACCGGUGGCUUGUGAAGACGGGACCUCACAUCCCAGUGUGUCUUGGCUUACCCAGCCUGGAUUUUGCUCUCCAGGUUGAGGUGGCUGCUCCAUUUUCUCCAGUAACUUCCACAGGCUGAGCAUCAUGAUGUUGGAGGCAGCAGAGGGGGGUUCCUGGAACAAGAACAACUCGUCACCCACCCCAAAAUCUUCACCAGACCCCCCAGCAUCCCUACAUCUACCAAGGAGCUCCUCUUCUGUGCAGCCAUGACUGCUCAGGGGACUCUAUUUCUUGCUAAAAACUGCCCUGUUUGGGUGGGAGGAGAAGGUGCUGGGAGCUGUCACCCAGAGCAGGAUCUUCUCCAUCUCUCCACAGCCCUUUCCAAGCACCUGCAGAAAUAAAACCACCUUUUGGGACACCCGA
Molecule: messenger RNA, 3443 nt
Organism: Columba livia (rock pigeon)
Lineage: Eukaryota; Metazoa; Chordata; Aves; Columbiformes; Columbidae
Gene: BIN3
Product: bridging integrator 3
Exons: 9
Coding region: 1077-1676 (199 amino acids)
Biological process (GO): endocytosis; plasma membrane tubulation; actin cortical patch localization
Cellular component (GO): cytoplasm; actin cortical patch
Molecular function (GO): protein binding; lipid binding
Source: RefSeq, a predicted model, not a curated record